AUGUCGAAUCUCUGCACUUCUUCUAACACUACUACUUCUUCAACUUUCAAUUUCAACAUUCAACCUCUCAAAUUCAACAACUCAACAAGGAAACAUCGCAGCAGAAAUUUUCGGGUCAAAAUGUGCUCCUCCGUUCCUCAAAACGCCACCGUUGUUGGUUGUGGAUCGCUGACCGUCGAUUUCUUGGCUACCGUUGCUGCCUAUCCUAAGCCUGAUGACAAAAUCAGAACCACCACCUUGAAGGUUCAAGGAGGUGGCAAUGCAGCCAAUGCUUUAACCUGUCUCGCUCGAUUAGGUCUAAACACGAGGCUCAUUUCUAAGGUUGCAGAUGACAGCCAAGGCAGGGGUAUGUUAGAUGAGCUACAAGUUGAUGGUGUAGAUACAUCCUUUAUUGUGGUAUCUAAAGAGGGAAUUUCACCAUUUACAUAUAUUAUUGUGGACAACGAAACGAAAACUCGUACUUGUAUACAUACCCCUGGAUAUCCUCCAAUGAUACCCCAAGAUCUUUCAGAAUCGAGUUUGUUAUCUGUAUUGGAUGGAGCAAGCAUUGUAUAUUUUGAUGGGAGGUUGUAUGAAACUGCUCUAGUUGUUGCCCGUGAGGCAGCUAGGAAGAAUAUACCCAUCUUAAUUGAUGCAGAAAGACCAAGGGAAGGGUUGGAUGAUCUCCUGAAAUUAGCUGAUUAUGUUGUAUGCUCAGCGAAGUUUCCAAAGGCAUGGACAGAGGCAUCAACUGUUCCACAAGCACUUAUUUCUAUCCUUUUAAGGCUGCCCAACGUAAAAUUUGUGGCUGUAACUUUGGGAAAAGAUGGUUGUAUAAUGCUUGAGCGAAGUGUUAAUGUAAGUCUUUCCACGGAAGAAGUGGAUAUAGACAGCUUAUUGGAGUCACUGGAGUUAAGAAAGGAUAAGAGUGCACCCGUUCCAACCUGCAUAUCAUCGUCAGUUGCAAAAUUGAAGGCAGAAGGAAUAGGAACGGUUACCGGGAAACUAUACAUUGGUACAGCUGAGAGCAUUCCACCAUCAGAGCUUAUUGAUACCACUGGUGCUGGCGAUGCAUUUAUUGGAGCUGUAAUCUACGCUAUUUGUUCGAAGUUCUCACCAGAGACUAUGCUACCCUUUGCUGCUAAUGUGGCUGGUGUGAAAUGCAGGGAUCUAGGAGCACGAAGUGGUCUUCCAUACCGUGCAGACCCACGUUUAGCAUCAUUUAUUAAGUAG
This is a messenger RNA of Lathyrus sativus (Indian pea), 1212 nucleotides long. Lineage: Eukaryota; Viridiplantae; Streptophyta; Magnoliopsida; Fabales; Fabaceae. The record is from the annotation of a GenBank genome assembly.